AAGGUGGAGUCACUCUGGUUAGAAUGCCUCUGACAUCUUCAGAUGCAGUGUCUUUGGAAAGAGCCCUGAUUCUAAAUUCCAGGCCUGCGCUUACUAGCUAGAGACCUAGAACAAGCUCCCUUUCCCCCUUCUGAGCCUCGUUUUCUCCCAAAUAGAGGAAGGCCAUCAACUUCUCAGGGUUGUCAGGAGGAUUAAAAGAGAUAACAAAUGGAAAGCCUACCGUGCACUAAUAUUGAAGGAAUAGUAACUCCCUUCUCCUUUCCUCCUUCCAGUUCUUUUUCCCGGGAUAUUUGAGUAAGCCAAGGCCCUUUGAGACCCUGAAUCAGUAGGAAAGGAUUCAAGUAUAUGGCCAACUCCUCCUCACUGAGGUCACAGAGUGGCCUUCAGAUCUUGGACAUGAGAAGCAUGAGACUGAGAGAGGAGGAGUCACCAGGACCCAGCCACACAGCGUCCUGCCUCUGCGGCUCUGCCCCCUGCAUCCUGUGCAGCUGCUGCCCCGCCAGCCGCAACUCCACCGUGAGCCGCCUCAUCUUCACGUUCUUCCUCUUCCUGGGGGUGCUGGUGUCCAUCAUUAUGCUGAGCCCGGGCGUGGAGAGUCAGCUCUACAAGCUGCCCUGGGUGUGUGAGGAGGGGGCCGGGAUCCCCACCAUCCUGCAGGGCCACAUCGACUGUGGCUCCCUGCUUGGCUACCGCGCUGUCUACCGCAUGUGCUUCGCCACGGCAGCCUUCUUCUUCUUCUUCACGCUGCUCAUGCUCUGCGUGAACAGCAGCCGGGACCCCCGGGCUGCCAUCCAGAAUGGGUUUUGGUUCUUUAAGUUCCUGAUCCUGGUGGGCCUCACCGUGGGUGCCUUCUACAUCCCUGAUGGCUCCUUCACCAACAUCUGGUUCUACUUUGGCGUCGUGGGCUCCUUCCUCUUCAUCCUCAUCCAGCUGGUGCUGCUCAUCGACUUUGCGCACUCCUGGAACCAGCGGUGGCUGGGCAAGGCCGAGGAGUGCGAUUCCCGCGCCUGGUAUGCAGGCCUCUUCUUCUUCACUCUCCUCUUCUACUUGCUGUCGAUCGCGGCCGUGGCGCUGAUGUUCAUCUACUACACUGAGCCCGGCGGCUGCCACGAGGGCAAGGUCUUCAUCAGCCUCAACCUCACCUUCUGUGUCUGCGUGUCCAUCGCUGCUGUCCUGCCCAAGGUGCAGGAUGCCCAGCCCAACUCGGGUCUGCUGCAGGCCUCCGUCAUCACCCUCUACGCCAUGUUUGUCACCUGGUCAGCCCUAUCCAGUGUCCCUGAACAGAAAUGCAAUCCCCACUUGCCAACCCAGCUGGGCAAUGAGACGGUCGUGGCAGGCCCCGAGGGCUAUGAGACCCAGUGGUGGGAUGCCCCGAGCAUUGUGGGCCUCAUCAUCUUCCUCCUGUGCACACUCUUCAUCAGUGUGCGCUCCUCAGACCACCGGCAGGUGAAUAGCCUGAUGCAGACCGAGGAGUGCCCACCUAUGCUAGACGCCACGCAGCAGCAGCAGCAGGUGGCGGCCUGUGAAGGCCGGGCCUUUGACAAUGAGCAGGACGGCGUCACCUACAGCUACUCCUUCUUCCACUUCUGCCUGGUGCUGGCCUCACUGCACGUCAUGAUGACGCUCACCAACUGGUACAAACCCGGCGAGACCCGGAAGAUGAUCAGCACGUGGACCGCUGUGUGGGUGAAGAUCUGUGCCAGCUGGGCAGGGCUGCUCCUCUACCUGUGGACCCUGGUAGCCCCACUCCUCCUGCGCAACCGCGACUUCAGCUGAGGCAGCCUCACAGCCUGCUACCUGGUGCCUCCUGCCACCUGGUGCCUCUCGGCUCAGUGACAGCCAACCUGCCCCCUCCCCACACCAAUCAGCCAGGCUGAGCACCCACCCCUGCCCCAGCUCCAGGACCUGCCCCUGAGCCGGGCCCCCUAGUCUUAGUGCCUUCAGGGUCCGAGGAGCAUCAGGCUCCUGCAGCGGCCCAUCCCCGCGCCACACCCACACGGUGGAGCUGCCUCUUCCUUCCCCUCCUCCCUGUUGCCCAUACUCAGCAUCUCCGAUGAAAGGGCUCCCUUGUCCUCAGGCUCCACGGGAGCAGGGCUGCUGGAGAGAGCCGCUCUAGAGCGGGGAACUCCCACCACAGUGGGGCAUCCGGCACUGGGGCCCUGUGUUCCUGGUCACCUCCCCCAGGGGCCUUGCCCCCUUCCUGGACUUCGUGCCUUACUGAGUCUCUAAGACUUUUUCUAAUAAACAAGCCAGUGCGUGUACCA
This is a messenger RNA of Symphalangus syndactylus (siamang), 2264 nucleotides long. It is a transcript of the gene SERINC2, whose product is annotated as serine incorporator 2. The record is from RefSeq and is a predicted model, not a curated record. Gene Ontology annotation, cellular component: membrane. Lineage: Eukaryota; Metazoa; Chordata; Mammalia; Primates; Hylobatidae.